ACAUACGCAACCCAUCCGAUGAUUUACAUCGAGCCUUGUUAUCUAAUACUAGUCCCACUGGCUUGAGGUACUAUGGCGGCCAGCACGGGAGCCGACGAGUGGCUCUCAUCGCAGCUGGCCAGCGACGGUCGGCGGGAGGCGGAGGUCCUGGCCCGCGCGUGGUUCCAGCUCCGCCUGUCCAUUCGCGCCCCCAAUCGCUUUCCCCCGUGGGACGCGCUGCUGAUCACCGCUGCGAGCGACGCGCAGGCUGACCUGUACUCCAGGCAGCUGGCAGCAGCGCGCCACAAUGGGCACAUUGCGCAGGAGACCAUCGUGCUGGCAGUGCCGGACAGGGAGGGCAAGCGCAUCGGGUCCGGAGGAGCGACCCUGGGAGCUAUCCGGGCACUGUGUGACCACCUGGGGGAGUCAUCCACAGCCCGCCUCGCCUCAAUGAAGGUGCUGCUGGUGCAUGCAGGCGGCGACAGCAAGCGCCUGCCGUGGGCCAACCCGUGUGGCAAGCCCUUUGUGCCCUUCCCCCUGCUGGCUGGGGACGACCCUGACGGACCCCCGUUGACUCUCUUUGACCACAUUCUGGCUGUGUCUGCGCUGGCACUGCAGGCCCUCCCACCCAAUGAGGGCGCUCUCUUCAUAAUGACCGGGGACGUGCUCCCAUGCUUCAACGCAUCUCGCAUCCACCUGCCGUCCCACGGUGCUCUGGUAGUCACCGCUGCUGUGCCCCUCGAUGUCGCCUCCAGGCACGGGGUUAUUCUCGCCUCGGACCAGCACCAGCAGCAUCAGCAGCAGCAGCAGCAGCACCAGCAGCAGCAGCAGCAGCAGCAGCAGCAGCACCAGAACGGCAUCAGAUGUGAUAAAGACUCCUCCCCACAGCUGGUAGCAGACCUCCUGCAGAAGCCGAGUGUAGCAGACAUGGUUGAGAAGGGGGCACUUUGUGGUGUGGGAGGCGCGCUGCUGGACACCGGCAUCUACGCUGUCUGCGGCGACACGUGGCGCGAUCUCAUUGGCCUCGCAACUAGCGGGGAUGACCUGCUAGGGGAACUACUGGCAUCGGGUGAGGAGUUGAGUCUAUACGAGGAGCUCGCAUCAGCAUGGGUGCCAGCCCGCCAUGCCUGGCUCUCCUCUCGGCCCCUCGGAUCUCACCUGCUCGCCCACCUCAGCUCCCACUCUCUCUUCCACCACUGUGCAGACGGCCUCUCUUUUCUUCACUUCGGCACUUCAUCUGAGUAUCUAUACCACAUUCGCCUCGCCUAUUCUGGGCGAAUGCCACGCCGCCACCUCUGCGUGGUCCCCGCGCCGACAGAGUGCCACGUGGCAGAAUCUGCAGCGCUCAUCUCGUCGCACGUGCACCCCUUCGCAUGCGUCGGGGAAGGGUCGGUUGUUUCCGACAGCACGCUGGUUCCGGGGACACGGGUUGGAGAUAGAUGCGUCGUGAUUGGCGUAGACACCGCCGCUGCUGAGUCAGCAUUUGCCAAGUCAGCGGAAUGCUCAGGCUCAGCAGCUGCUGAGUCAGCCGCCAGUGGAGCACCCUAUAACGCCGCAGCCACCACUACCAUCCCACUAUCUCAUAGACCUCCCACCAUCCCAUCUACCCCUUUCAGGUCUAGCCCCAUCAGUCCUCCUCCUCCCCCUCCUCCUCCUCCUCCUCUGGUGCUCCCUAGUCACAUGUGCCUAUGGCAGGUGCCGCUAAAAGGGGGGCGGGAGGUGACCCUAUGCUGUGGUGUGGACGACAACCCGAAGUUGUCCCUUUCUGGGGGAGGAUCCUUCUGUGGCCGGCCCUGGAAACUGUGGUUGAGGGAUAGAGGGCUCCUUGAGACUGAUGUAUGGCCGGAUACAGACAACCAAGGCCGCCCAAUCCACCUGAAGCAGGAUCUCUGGAACGCCCUCCUCUUCCCCAUCCUCCCCCGGGGCUCCGGCCUUCCCCUCGCCAUGUGGCUUCUCGGAACCUUCCCUCCCACUCUUGAUCAAGCUUCCGAUCAAGCUCCCAGCCAAGCUCUUAGCCAACAACAGGCCGCCACGUGGCGCAGAUCCGACCGCACGUCGCUCGCUCUCCUCCACUCCCAGAUCGACUUCCCCGCUCUGCUCUCCUCUGCUCUGCACCGUCGCUCCCUGCUGCUCUCUGCUUUCGCCCGCGCUGCUAUAGACGGCGGCUCUUCACCUGGUGAUGCUGGUGCUAGAGCGGGUGCGGGUGCGACUAUACACGGCGGUUCUUCUCCUGGUGAUGCUGGUGCCAGUGCUGCUAUAGAGGGCGGCUGUUCACCUGCUGAUGCUGCUGCUGCUGCUGGAGGGUCUCUGGGGCGCAACUUCGCCUCUCUCACACGCCAGCUGCUACUUGCUGACGUGGUCGACUCACAUCACAGCAGCACCUGCCACGUGGCAGAACCACACAACGGCUGCCACGUGGCAAGCAGCAGUUUUACAGGCGAUGGGACUAGAGCAAAGAGCAACGGCAGCACGGUCAUUGAGGGGAAGAGCGGAGCCAGGGAGCUCUGUAGGGAACUUUCCAUGUCCUUUCCACCCGUGGUGGGGAGAGAGGGCGUGGGGCCAUCUCAGAACAGGAGGGCGGGAGUGAGUGGGGACAAGGGGGGGGGAGUGCAGCAGCAGCAGCAGCAGUGGUUCGCAGGUGUGCCAAGGAGCCGUGUGCUUCAAGCGAAGUUAGACCUGGUCAGAGCAGGGCGAGAGGGCCAAGGGGAAGGAACAGGGAAGUGCAAGGAGGGAGGGGGAGAAGGGGAGGGAGAAGGGAAGGGAGAAGGGAAGGGAGAAGCAGAGGGAGAAGGGAAGGGAGAAGGAGAGGGAGGUGAAGAGGAGGAUUUGGAGGAGGGAGUGUGGAGGGCGGUCGCAGAAGAGGCAGCGGUAGCAGUGGGAGUGGAGGAGAGUGGAAAUGCUGUUGCCAGCUGCGUGCAACCGAAAGCGCCCCUGUCUCUUGGCGCCAGUGUCACGGUAACGCUUCCAGUGCGCCUGGACAUAGCAGGGGGGUGGAGCGACACCCCUCCGUGGAGUCUGGAGCGGUGCGGAACGGUGCUGAACAUGGCGGUUGUGCUGGAAGGGAAGCGACCCGUGGGGGCUACUGUCACUGUGGUGAAUGAGCCCGGUGUGCGCAUAGACGAUGACCACGGUGCCUCUCUCCACAUUACCGACCCGGCCACCAUCCCCCCCCACCUCUCGCCACAAGAGCCCUUCGUUAUAGUCAAGGCGGCUCUCCUCAUCACUGGCAUCCCCGUCCUCCUCUCCUCCUCCUCCCCCCCACUCCCCUCCUCUUCCCCCCUCCUCCUCUCCUCCUCUCCUGCUCUUCCCUCCUCUUCCUCUCCCUCCACCGACUCUUCUUCUCCUUCCCACCCCUCCUCCUCCUGUUUCGGCCUGCACAUUCGCACGUGGGCAGAUGUGCCCAGGGGCAGUGGCCUGGGCACCAGCAGCAUUGUAGCCGCUGCUCUGGUCAAAGCCCUGCUGCUGCUGAUGCGAGGGGGAGGGGGAGGGGGGAGGACUGUAGGGGAAAGGUCCCCUGGUACAACUGAUGAGGCACCUGAGGCAGCAGCGGAAUCAUCUGAAGCAGCAGCAGCAGAAGCACCUGAAAAUUCACCUGGAGCAACAAAGUGGGCACCUGAGGUGACGGACGAGGAAGUGAGCCGAUUGGUGCUUCUACUGGAGCAGCGGAUGGGCACGGGGGGCGGGUGGCAGGACCAGGUGGGGGGGCUGUACCCAGGCGUCAAGUGCACCACCAGCCUGCCCACUUGCCCCAUUCGUCUCGUAGUGGAUCCCCUGCUGCUGCUGCCGGCACUGUGCUCUGCUCUGCAGCAACGGCUGGUGGUCGUCUUUGUGGGGCAGGUCCGUCUCGCCCGUAACGUUCUGAAGAAUGUGGUAACACGGUACCUGCAGCGGGACUCCCGCCUCAUCUCCACCAUCCAACGGCUCACAGACCUCGCAGAGAUCGGCCGGCGCGCAAUCUCAACCGCCGAUCUAGACCUGCUAGGGCGCGUUCUCUCCCACACCUGGGACCUUCACCAGGAGCUCGACCCGCACUGUAGCAAUCCACAUGUCGACGCGCUAUUGGCCGCUGUGCACCAUCUUAGUUGUGGGGCGAAGCUAGCAGGGGCGGGAGGGGGGGGCUUUGCCAUGAUCAUGGGGAGAAGCGGGGAGGCAGCAGAUGAGAUUAAGGGGAUUCUGAGAGGCAUGGGUGAGCCUGUAAGGGUGUAUGACUGGGCUGUAGCUGUGUGAAGGGAUAUGAAGGCACACCACCUCACACUCACUGGGGGGGGGGAGGCAGCAGGUGAAAUCAGGGGGGUUCUGAGAGGCAUGGGCGAGCUUCUAAGGGCGUAUGUCUGGGCUGUUGCUGUUUGAAGGUGUUUGAAGGUGCGUAAAGGCACCUCACCUCGCACUCACAGGUGCCACUUUGCAAUAAUUAUGAAAGGAAGGGGGGAAUGUCAAACAUAUUUGUAUUUGUAUAUGUUAUAAUAGGCUAGAGAGGUGCAUGCUCUUAGAGGGUACAACCACUUGAACAAAAUCAUCCUGUACGCAUCAUUCUAGUCA
Messenger RNA from Closterium sp. NIES-67, 4518 nucleotides. The record is from the annotation of a GenBank genome assembly. NCBI's taxonomy places the organism in Eukaryota, Viridiplantae, Streptophyta, Zygnematophyceae, Desmidiales, Closteriaceae.